Molecule: messenger RNA, 1124 nt
Organism: Pseudovirgaria hyperparasitica
Lineage: Eukaryota; Fungi; Ascomycota; Dothideomycetes; Acrospermales; Acrospermaceae
Product: kinase-like protein
Exons: 1
Coding region: 75-914 (279 amino acids)
Biological process (GO): protein phosphorylation
Molecular function (GO): protein kinase activity; ATP binding
Source: RefSeq, a predicted model, not a curated record
GUGUGGACAGGCUCUUCUACUUCGACCAACGUUGAUCGCCGCCAGCACAAGCCCCUUCUCAUCGCCUGUAUGUCAUGUCAAAGCCUCUUGCCACCUUCUCUGAUGGAUCGGCUGUACCGAUGGAUGGCCAGUUCCAUGUCGAUCCGUGUCGCCCGGAGUCAAGUGUGAAAUAUCUCAAGCCAUGGUAUCCUCCUGGGGUAUCGGAAGUGCUGUCCGGUGGUAACACCGCACUACUUGCUCUUCUACCAGAUAAAUCAAUCCUUAAAUAUGUCCGUGACAGAGAUGACCGCUGGGCCCUUAGAAGUCUAGAAAUCGAACACGUUAUCCUUACAGCAUUGGGAGACCACCAAAGGCUGGUCAAGUACCUUGGCCAACACGAAUACGGUCUUAGGUUUCAUUUUGAGGCCAACGGAGAUAUUCGCAGUUAUUUUUCCAAGGCCGACUUCAAAUCCAUUCCUAUCCAGCAACGAGAGAAAUGGGCACAACAAGCGGCCGAGAGCAUUGCAUUUAUCCACUCCAGAAAUGUCAUCCACUGCGACAUCCACCCAAAUAACUUCCUACUGGACGAAAACCUUGAUAUUCGCCUCUGCGACUUCGCUGGCUCCCUGUAUGGAGAACUGGAUGGAAAGGCAAUGGAGAGUACUUCCUUCUUCCUUCCCAGAGAUCCCCUUUCCACACCAAACAUAAAAACGGACCUCUUCGCGUUAGGGUCUGUUAUGUAUUACAUCAUGACUGGUCGGGAGCCGUUCCAUGGCCUGCAAGACGAUGAAAUUACUGCCCGUUUCAUGAGAGAGGAGUUUCCAGAUGUAAGCGAGUUUGCGUGUGGCCACAUUAUUAGCGGGUGCUGGACUACAAAGUUUAAUAGUGCUCUGGAGGUGGUAGUCGAGUUCACACGCAAAGUCACAGAUGAUUAAAGUCGAUAAAGUCAGCCCUGCCAGCCGCGUAUAGAGACAGCAGUCAACGUUAGAGCGAGUGCAUUAGCCUCAACUACUAACCAAGUUGUUUCGCUAGAUCCUAACGGAGAACUAGUGAUAGCUCUAAGCAAAUUAUUUGCUGGUCGAUGUGAAAGAAAGUAAUUUCUAAAGUAGCUAGGUCUAUUAAGCUCGAUUGUUAUCAUAUCUCGC